AUGUCGCCUCAGCCUACAAGCAAAGCCGCGCCUAUUGUCAUCGUCGGUGCCGGUGUCUUCGGCUUAAGCACCGCCAUACACCUCGCAGAACGCGGCUACACGAAUGUCAAGGUGCUGGACAAGCAACCCUACCACGAGUCUCUCUACUCAUAUACCAAAGGCUGCGAUGCUGCCUCCGCCGACACGAACAAGAUCAUCCGAGCGGCCUAUGGCUCCCAGGUCGAAUAUCAGACGCUCGCCCUCGAGGCAAUUGUGGAAUGGAAGAAGUGGAACGAUGAAUUAAAGACAGGAAAGAAUGUUCCCGCUGGAUUGACCACCGAAGACGUGCUCUUUGUCAACAACGGGAACCUCACGCUGAGCUCGCAUGAGACCCUUCCCGACUUCGAGAAGGAGACCAUCGAGAACAUGACCAAGGCCGGACUCGAAGCAACACAGGUUGUCCUCAACAAUCCCGACCACGUCGCUCGCGCAGCAGCAAAUGGGUUCGGAUUUGCGGUCAACCCCCUCAAGCGCGACCAGAAUCACGGCCUUCUCGACCUCCAGGGCGGAUUUGUGUAUGCUGAUAAAGCUUGCUGUUUUGCUCUUCACAAAGCAGAGCAGUUGGGUGUUGAAUUCAUACUCGGAGGCAGCCAAGGAACGUUUGCAGGAUUUCUUCAUGACGGAAGUUCUCGCAUUGCUGGUGUUAAGACCGCAGAUGGCGUGUCCCAUCCAUCAGAGUUGACGAUUAUGGCUUGCGGAGGGUGGACUCCAUCUCUUGUUCCUCAACUCGACAAUCUAUGCGAGACAACGGCUGGAAGCGUGUUUAUGUUCCAAUUGCAACCAGGUUCGCCACUAUGGGAUCGUCUGGCGCCAGAGAACUUUCCAACGUGGACGUAUGACAUCCGAGAUGGAAAAGUCGGUGGUCUGUACGGCUUUGCUCGAGACCCGAGUGGCAUUGUUAAGAUCGGAUACCGGGGGAUGAAAUUCACGAACCCCCAGGAGCAGCAAGACGGAGUGGCCAGGAGUGUGCCCAUCACGCGGUGGACGGAGCCAUCAACCCGCCAACUCCCCUCGACAGCAGCGCACGUCAUCCGGGGUUUUGUCCAAGAGCAUCUGCCAGAGCUGCUCUCAUGCGAGGUCAAGAGCCGGUUAUGCUGGUACACCGACUCGUUCGACAACCACUUCGUGAUUGACUUUGUGCCUGGAGUCGAGGGUUUGAUGGUCGCAACAGGAGGGAGUGGCCACGGCUUCAAAUUCCUGCCAAACCUGGGAUCUCAUGUCGUCGAUUGCAUCGAGGGCAAGCAGAACGGCUAUCUGGACUUCUGGAAAUGGAGGUCGUUGGGGCCAGGCCAAACGCCGUACAACAGUAUCAACGAAGGCGAAGGUAGUCUGCGCUCUUUACACCGUCAGCCGUUGACUGGGGAUGACUCCUUGGCUCCCAGUACCAGCCAUCUAUAA
This is a messenger RNA of Aspergillus mulundensis, 1437 nucleotides long. RefSeq lists its product as uncharacterized. Gene Ontology annotation, molecular function: sarcosine oxidase activity; flavin adenine dinucleotide binding. The transcript is spliced from 3 exons. The record is from RefSeq and is a predicted model, not a curated record. NCBI's taxonomy places the organism in Eukaryota, Fungi, Ascomycota, Eurotiomycetes, Eurotiales, Aspergillaceae. The coding region runs from base 1 to 1437 and encodes 478 amino acids.